UCACAUUGUUUAUCAAGAAAUAUGUCUCGACGGGCACACAGAAGACCGGAAUAUCAUAAAAUAAACAAGGAUCUUUUUGUUCUAACCUAUGGAGCCCUGGUUGCCCAACUGUGUAAGGAUUAUGAAAAAGAUGAAGAUGUGAAUAAAUAUUUAGAUAAAAUAUUAUUGUCCAACUUCAUCUACAGGGGAUAUGGCAUUGGAACACGCCUGGUAGAAGACUUUUUGGCUCGAUCCUGUAUAGGAAGGUGCCAUAGUUAUGCAGAAAUUACAGACAUAAUUGCUCAGGUUGCUUUCAAGAUGUACUUGGGAAUUACACCAACUGUGACAUGUAACAAUUCCAGCAGAAAUGAAUUUUCCCUGAUUCUAGACAAGAACCCUCUGAUAGAGUUUGUGGAAGAGCUCCCUGCUGGGCGAUCUUCUCUGUGCUACUGCAAUUUACUCUGUGGGAUUAUCAGAGGUGGCCUGGAAAUGGUCCAUUUGGCUGCCGAUGUUACAUUCUUACAAGACAGACUAAAAGGCGACAGUGUGACAGAAAUAGGAAUAACAUUUCUGAAAAAAUUAGAUGGGAAAAAAUACAGGCGGAACAAGUGA
Talpa occidentalis (Iberian mole) is the source of this 591-nucleotide messenger RNA. It is a transcript of the gene TRAPPC3L, whose product is annotated as trafficking protein particle complex subunit 3L. Gene Ontology annotation, cellular component: cis-Golgi network membrane; TRAPP complex; cytosol. The transcript is spliced from 6 exons. Gene Ontology annotation, biological process: endoplasmic reticulum to Golgi vesicle-mediated transport; intra-Golgi vesicle-mediated transport. NCBI's taxonomy places the organism in Eukaryota, Metazoa, Chordata, Mammalia, Eulipotyphla, Talpidae. Bases 22 to 591 code for a protein of 189 amino acids. The record is from RefSeq and is a predicted model, not a curated record.